Closterium sp. Naga37s-1 is the source of this 384-nucleotide messenger RNA. The record is from the annotation of a GenBank genome assembly. NCBI's taxonomy places the organism in Eukaryota, Viridiplantae, Streptophyta, Zygnematophyceae, Desmidiales, Closteriaceae.
AUGGGCAUGCUCAUCGUGUUCUGCUCCAACUCCAUCAACAUCCUGGCGGGAGUGAACGGGCUGGAGGCGGGGCUGACUGCUGUGAUCGCUGCAGCAGGAAGAGUGGGAGAAAAAGUGCAUGUGGCGUCUGGGGCCGUGCUGCCACGCGUACUGCUAUUCAACAUCUGGCAGAUAGGCGAGCUGCCAGGCUUUAAGCUGCCACUGCAGCCCGACAUGCAGCAGGCCCACCUCUUCUCCAUCGAUCUCAUCCUGCCCCUCAUCGCACGCAUGCUCGCUCUCCUCAUCUUCGACCGGUAUCCCUCUACUGUGUUUGUGGGCGACACAUUCACCUACUUUGCCGGAAUGACGCUGGCUAUGGUCGGCAUUUUAGGACACUUCAAGUGA